Cyclocybe aegerita is the source of this 564-nucleotide messenger RNA. The record is from the annotation of a GenBank genome assembly. NCBI's taxonomy places the organism in Eukaryota, Fungi, Basidiomycota, Agaricomycetes, Agaricales, Hemipholiotaceae.
AUGAGCGACGAGCAUUCGAAGGACCAACCCGAAAUUCCAUCGAGCUCUACCCCUGCUCGCGGAAUUCUCAGGUCAACCGGAGACAACGCGUCAGUUAGCCCAGCUUCCGGCUUUCUAGAAACACCCUACCCCGCCCUCGACGUCAAGUUGGCAUUGGAGCCUCCCAAGGCAAACGUACCACCCCUCGUUCCUAAUCCAAGCCUGAUUUCUCCUGAAAGUGAAGAGCCAGAGGCCUACGUUGACGGAGCUUCCUCCGACACGGUCAUCGACAACUCCUCGCUCAUCAGCAAUUCGUACAACUACAACGGCCGUAAUGCAGGAGCAGAAAACCAGCCGAUUAUCACUCAGACGUGGAAGGACUCUACGUCCAUCGAUUCUCAGGUCGUCAGCAAUUCCGGUUCCGGCAACAACUUUAGCCAUCUCUGGGGUCCAACCACGGACGUCGACUUCAGUGCUAGCGCUCCGGAUGCCGUAUCCCUAUCCAAUGCCAUAUUUUUACCCACCCGGCUAAAUAAUGUAUCCUCAAUGCCAACCUCCGAAUUUUUUCAACCGACUGCAGCUUGA